AUGUUCCUAAGAGUGUCAAUAGUGCUAGCAAGCCUAUUAGGUGCAGCUUUCAGUGAUACGAUAGAAUCCAGUGAAACAUUUUAUCCACAAGUAAAAGUUGCUAAUCGAUACGUGGUGCGAUCGGAUCCGGUUGAUUUUUUUCAAGCAUGGCAAAGAUGCCGUGAAUCGGGACUUCGAUUGGCCACCGUAAAAUCCAAACUUGAUAGCGUGAAACUGGCCGAAGCUAUUGAAACGUCCCAAAGUAAACCGAAAGGACCAUGGUGGAUUGCUGCAACCGAUCUAGGAAAUUCACCUUUCAAAUAUACAUGGAUUUCGACAAACCAAGUUCUUGGAGGCUACACCAACUUUGCUCCAAAGCAACCGGACAACGCUAACGGACAGGAGAACUGUAUUGAAGUAGGGCGAUUUGGAGCCGUGACCUGGAAUGAUUGGCAUUGCACUGGAAGAAUACCUUACAUUUGUGAACGAUAUUCCGGUGAUGAGUGCUAG
Molecule: messenger RNA, 489 nt
Organism: Uranotaenia lowii
Lineage: Eukaryota; Metazoa; Arthropoda; Insecta; Diptera; Culicidae
Product: C-type lectin BfL-1-like
Exons: 1
Coding region: 1-489 (162 amino acids)
Source: RefSeq, a predicted model, not a curated record